This is a messenger RNA of Staurois parvus, 321 nucleotides long. Lineage: Eukaryota; Metazoa; Chordata; Amphibia; Anura; Ranidae. The record is from the annotation of a GenBank genome assembly.
GUGUUCUGAACUGUCCCCGCUGUGUGCACCGACCACCCGUGUUCUGAACUGUCCAUGCUGUGUGCACCGACCACCCAUGUUCUGAACUGCACCGCCGUGUGCACUGACCACCCAUGUUCUGAACUGUCCCCGUUGUGUGCACCGACCACCCAUGUCCUGAGCUGGCGCUGUUGUGCGCACAGACUACCCGUGUCCUGAACUGUCCCAGUGACACUGAUGUCCCUGGGAAGCUGGUCCCGUUGAGUCCCGUGAGCCCACUUACUGUGGGUGUCCCUACGAGCCGCAUGUCGCGGGAGUGCCAUGAACUGUUCUGAUUGAGUG